AUGUCGUUUACUGCUUCUAGGGUUUUCAGGGGUUACGAGGCACCGCAAGCCCCCGCGAAGUCCGCUUCCUCCGUGGCUGCUGCUCUUGCUUCUGCUUCUACCAAGGCUUCCAAGGUUGUGGCGAAGCUGAAGAAGGCGAGCGAUUCGGCCUUGCCGAAGGCGCCGAGCGGGCCAUUGGGGAUACAUAAGAUACUUUCAUUGAUUAUGGCAGGAAGAGAGACAAGAGGGCGUCAAAGUAUAGAGAUGAAACAAAUCGAAAAUGACGAUAAGAGGUUUAUUACAUUCUCAAAGCGUAGAUCUGGUAUCUACAAAAACGCUAGUGAGCUCGCAACCCUCUGUGGGGUAGAGGUGGGAGUAGUGUUACUUUCUCCUACUGAGAAACCCUUUUCUUUUGCUCAUCCAUCUAUCGAUGCAAUCGCAAAUCGGUUCCUCAAACAAAACCCUCCGCCCAAUGAUAGGCCUCGUGCCUUGGUUAAUUCGUAUCAUCAUGUCCGGAUUAAUGAGCUCAACCAACAGCACGAUGAGCUCAUUAAUCAAAUCAAAAUUGAGGAGGCACGAGGCAAAGUGUUGAAGCGACUGACCGAAGGAAAAGGCGAUGAGGCAUGGUGGGAAGCGCCCAUUGAAGAGAGCAACCUGGAUGACCUCAACCAGAUGAUGGUGCGAAUGAAGGACCUCCAGCAGAGCUUGUGGAGGUCGAUCAAUCAACGUACUCGAGAAGAGGCAUCCACAUCCUUUCAAGGACAGAGUUCAAUGUUAGAGAAAUAA
Messenger RNA from Rhodamnia argentea, 765 nucleotides. RefSeq names its product agamous-like MADS-box protein AGL29. Lineage: Eukaryota; Viridiplantae; Streptophyta; Magnoliopsida; Myrtales; Myrtaceae. The record is from RefSeq and is a predicted model, not a curated record. The coding region runs from base 1 to 765 and encodes 254 amino acids. Gene Ontology annotation, biological process: regulation of transcription by RNA polymerase II. Gene Ontology annotation, molecular function: RNA polymerase II cis-regulatory region sequence-specific DNA binding; DNA-binding transcription factor activity, RNA polymerase II-specific; protein dimerization activity. The transcript is spliced from 2 exons.